AGGAUUAAGGAAGUUGGGUGAUGGCUAAAAUAAAGGUGUGCUUUGCUGACGCGCGUGGAUAAGAAACGUAUGGCACUCAGACUGAAUACGGAGAACUUCAGAAACCGGAACGGUCUGCAAAACAAAAGUGGUUACUGGUUUCAGAAAGGAGUGGAUAUUAGACUUUUUGUCAGGCCGUGUACGCUCUGAGCGAGUUAUAAAAUCAUGGAUAACAAACUCCUUGUAAACGUGCCGCAGUUGAGCAACGCGAUGCAGCUGAGCAUCAUGCACAGGGUGAAGACUGGAGAGCUGACCAUCGAGGAUGCACUGAACCAGGCCAGGAGAGAGACGGGCAAGCAGCAGAGAGUGGAAGAGGAAAACAUUCGGCAUAAUUUCAGUGUCUACAAGCACAACCGAUACAGAUGGCAGAAGCGCAUUUUGCAGAUUGACUUUAACACAAAGCUGGUGUGCAGCAUUGAGAAAGGCAUAAUCAAGCGGCAGCUCCCCUUCUCCUCUGUGAAGAGCUGCGAGGAUGGCGCGGGGGCCAAGUUCUCCGUGUCCUUCUGGGGAAGACACGACUACGAACUGGAGGCCACCUCUCUGGAGGACAAACAAAAGAUUAUGCAGCUGGUUCAUCAAAUAAUACACGGAAACAUCUAUGAGGUGCCAGUGCACACCAGCCCGGAGGUGUGCGAGGCACCGGCCGUCACCCAGAGCCUUCGGGAAGGCCAGUUAUAUCUGCAGAGAGGAGGGCUGGCCUCGUUCAGAUGGGUGAAGUAUCUGGCUCAGCUCCACCACGCAGAGAUGACCCUGGUCCCCUGCAGCGGGCGAGGGACCGGCGACUGCGAUGGCUUCGACCUCUUUAGCCUGCCCAGGCUCUUGCCCAUUGUCAUCCAUUUCUCUGACGGUGACGCCAGCGUGGAGACGCCGCGGACCUGCGACACCUUCACUCUGCUCACCAAGAAGAAUGAGUACCAGUUCCGGGUGCCGGUGAUGGAUCAGGCGAAGAGCACCGAUGCCAUUGGGAAGGAGAGGGACGAGUGGGUGCGCGCCGUCGACAGGCUGUGUCUGGAGUGGAAGCGCAGGUCGCAGGUGGAGAGCCGGAGCGUCUACGAGAUGGGGAAGUCGGCCUGGGCGCGGUGCAGCUCAAAGGUCCGUAUUGAUACAGUGCGCCUGUACGAGCAGUUUGCCAUCGAGGAAACGGGGUGUCUCGCCAGCCUGGAGUCCACCAAUAGCGUCAACAUCAUGCUGAACGACAAGAUCGCCCACAACUUCAAUAUCUUCCUCAAAAGUUUCCCUGUGGCACCUGGUGAGCUGAAGGACAAAUUGUACAUGGUUUAUGAGGAAGACGGAGGCCUUACUGACGAGCACAUCACCUCACUGAGGAGAUAUGUACCCACCCCAGAUGAUGUGGAGAUGUAUAAAUCCCAUAAGGGACCUCUGUCUGAACUCCAUGUGGUCGACCAGUACAUGAUGGAGAUGUGCCGGAUUCCCUUCCUGAGUGCCCGUCUGGACCUGCUGCUGACCCUGAGGGAGCUUCCCAUCAGCAUGGAGGACCUGCAGCCGCUGAUUAACCAGAUGAUCAGGAUGUGCAAUCAGCUGUCCGGCUGCAGGGCCUUCUUCUCUGUGCUGGAGUACCUCCUCGCCGUGGGCAAUUACCUCAACGAGAACGCCGGCAAGGAGAAGGCCAGGGGAGUCCGCCUCUCGUCCUUAACGAAACUUUCGCAGCUCCGUGGGAAAGGCAGGAAGUUCACCUUGCUACAUGCCCUUGUCGAGCAGAUCGUGUUGCACGAGCCCCACUUGGCGACGUUUUCCCAGGAGUUGACAGAAUUUGAGACCGUUCCUGGGGCAUCCAUUAAAGGCCUUGUAGCUGAGGUGGAUGUGCUGAAGAACGAGUUGCAGAAGGUGGUUCAGCACAAGAAGACACAGAAGGUGAAAAACCAAGGGCCGCAACACCAAAAGUUUUUGAGAGACUUGAAGACGGCGAUUGAGAGGUACAGCGCUGAUCUCUCCCAGCUGACGAAGAAGUGCGAGGAGAUGAAGAAACUCUACGCUGACAUCUUGGUGAAAUAUGGAGAACCGUCUGGACAGGACUCCCAGGAGCUCUUCGGAUGGGUGUGUACGUUCACCGCUGAUUUCAAGAGGGUUCACGCCGAAAUGACGCUGUGACUCUGUGCAAGUCCUUCAGACACAACCCCGCCCUUUAAGAGAAGCUGACGGCCCUUCCCGCGUGAAUCACCAGAUGAACUGCGCUCUACCGGGCUGUGCUCUAAUCCCUAUGCUGUCGCAUUACCAUCGCCCACAGUCUGCCGGCCGUCUGGCAGGUGAUAGCAAGCAGUGGUUUUGCGUGUAUCGCGGGGGCAUGCGUUUCCCUGUAAAAGAUUGUUCCUCCACCGCUACUGCAAGGGUUUCAUCUGGAUUUCCAGCCUCCGGUGAUUUAUUAAAGGCCUCUGUUGAUGCAGGGCUUUAAUGGGCAUUUGAUCGACCCAGUUCUUGGUUGGGGUUUUCAGGUUCACAAAAAGGAGAGUUUACAAGUGGGAUGGUACCUAGCCUAGCUGGGGAGAAGUGGCUUCCGCUGAGUACCGUGGCCUAACAUGACCAAAACCCAAGCAGACCU
Conger conger (European conger) is the source of this 2596-nucleotide messenger RNA. RefSeq lists its product as uncharacterized. The record is from RefSeq and is a predicted model, not a curated record. Lineage: Eukaryota; Metazoa; Chordata; Actinopteri; Anguilliformes; Congridae. The transcript has 17 exons. Bases 205 to 2148 code for a protein of 647 amino acids.